UAAAAGCCACUGUAAAUCUACAAUACAUAACCAAACCACAAAAACAUCCCUCCAUCAGCUUCUCCAUCCUCACGCCAGAUAGAUUCACUGAACAUUUGUGAACAGUGCAACUCCACAUGUGGCGUCACACUGUUCACACAUCUAUCAAUUUUAUAUGAUUAUUUCUCUUCUUUCUCUCACUUUAUUCCUCUUUCCCGUCACUUUCUUCCUCUUGCCGGUAGUCUCUCCAGGAAUUAUAGGCGAGCUCAUCGUUGCUGGCUUGGGAGUUGGAGAUCUCGACAGUGACGACUGCCGGAUUGCCGAGCUGGUACACGUCCUUGUCCGUCUGGAGCUUCAGAGUCGGCCGGAGCUGGAGCGAUCUAGCGAGCUCGUCGUUCGUCGUUACUGGCUCGGGGGUUGGAGAUCUCAACAGUGCUGGCUAGAGGAACCGACGGAACCCCAGCGGCUGGUCGGUGGAAACCAUGGGAAGUUUCUGGUAUUUCAGUGGAAACCAUGGGCCGCCGACAGAGAAGAUUCACCUCAGAGCAAACAGUGCUUAAAAAAGCAGAAGAAGAAGAAGAAGAAGAAGAAGAAGAAGAAGAAGAAGAAGAAGAACCUCUGUGUUUUCUCUGUGAUAAUUCUGCAUUUGUUUGAUGAAAUGGCAGAGGUGAUUUCGGGUUUGUGGAGAGGAGUGGGCAUGAGUUUUUAACAAAAAUAAUAAUAAAAAAUAUUAAAAAUGAUUAUUUUAAUAAAAUAGAUAUAAAUUUAGAUCAUUUGAUGGAGGAUAGUUUUAAAAGUUGUUAUGUAAACUAGCAAAAAACAAGUUUGAUAAUGUAAAAUAGAUUGAAAUUUACAUAAUCUGCUGGGAAUGCUCUAACGGCUUUAUUCUUACAAAAUUAUUGAUUGAGAGGAUAUGUCGGUUGUGCACUUCAAAGGCAAUACCCAUGAAAUUUCUUUUAUGUUUGGUUUGCUUUUUUGUUUUCUUUUUCUUUCGGUGGGGUAGACCAUUAACAGCUUUUAUUCUUUCAAAAUUAAUCUCCUUGUGAAAUGAUGAAGUGUUAAAUCAUUCUUCUACUUUCCUUUAUCUUUUAUUCCUUUGAUUCAAUCCAAACCCAUCCUCCUUAUUACUAUUGCACAUAUCACAUAUGCGACAUGUAGCUGUUUUGUUUUACAUACUAAAACAGAGCAUUCCAUUGAAAUAUUAUUUCAUUGUCCAAAGAUUCUCAAGAACUCUUAACAGUUUGAUCAUCAA
Messenger RNA from Alnus glutinosa, 1231 nucleotides. RefSeq lists its product as uncharacterized. The coding region runs from base 155 to 688 and encodes 177 amino acids. Lineage: Eukaryota; Viridiplantae; Streptophyta; Magnoliopsida; Fagales; Betulaceae. The record is from RefSeq and is a predicted model, not a curated record. The transcript has 2 exons.